Messenger RNA from Sardina pilchardus (European sardine), 645 nucleotides. It is a transcript of the gene mdfic2, whose product is annotated as MyoD family inhibitor domain containing 2. The transcript has 4 exons. The record is from RefSeq and is a predicted model, not a curated record. The coding region runs from base 1 to 645 and encodes 214 amino acids. Lineage: Eukaryota; Metazoa; Chordata; Actinopteri; Clupeiformes; Clupeidae.
AUGGACACGUCGUCCCUCCUGGGCCUGUUGGGCGAACGGGCGCCGCAGAACAUCUGUUCGCACACACGCCGCCCUCGCUGGCUGGCGCUCCCUGACACCGGGCCCCCGCGCGCCCGCAUGUCCGCGCCCGCGCUCCAGCUCCCAAUUCCCACGUCGGCGGUGACCAGUAGAGCCCCUGGCCGGCUGCUGCAGCUGAAGCUCAGUCCCAUAGCUGAGCACGAGCAUGAGCCGAGCCAGGCCCGGCACCACGCCGCAUCCGCCGCCACCGCCGCCGCCACCACCUCCACCAGACAACCCACCGACUCCUCGUACUCCCUCUGCUCAGUGGACAAGUACAAUAGCAGCAGCCGCCUCUCCUCCACUGCAGACGAGCGAGAGGAUGACUGUGCCGGGGUGGUGCUGGCCUGCCUCUUCUGCCGCUUCUAUGACCUGUGCCUCAUGCUGCCCGGCUCCUGCGCCCGGGCGGCCCAGCGCCUCUGCCCGUCCUACCAGCACUUCGCCAAGACCCACGAGGGCGGCGGCAGCGGCAGCAACGGCGACUGCACCUGCAAGUGCGACUUCGACUGUGGCCUGUUCGACGCCUGCCACGAGAGCGGGGAGUGCCUGGAGUUGGCCAUGGAGAUCUCCGAGGUGUGCUACCACUGA